Theileria parva strain Muguga is the source of this 1678-nucleotide messenger RNA. It is a transcript of the gene PPP5C, whose product is annotated as Calcineurin-like phosphoesterase family protein. The record is from RefSeq and is a predicted model, not a curated record. Gene Ontology annotation, cellular component: cytosol; nucleus. NCBI's taxonomy places the organism in Eukaryota, Apicomplexa, Aconoidasida, Piroplasmida, Theileriidae. Gene Ontology annotation, molecular function: protein binding; protein serine/threonine phosphatase activity. The transcript has 8 exons. The coding region runs from base 76 to 1626 and encodes 516 amino acids.
AUUUUUAUCAAAAAAUUUUUAUCGAAGUAUUUUUUUAGUGUUGUUUAGAUUCCAUUUAUAAUUGUAAAUAUACAAAUGGUUGAGAUUUUCCCUAUUGGCAAAAAUAAUAAGGUUCAGGCCCUGGAAAAGGCUGAAUUAAAAAAAUUAGAAGGAAACAAAAUGUUCUCCGAAAACAACUUCCUAUCGGCAAUUGAACACUAUUCAGAAUCAAUUCGCCUUGUGGAGGACUCCCAUUUAGUUUCCAAUUUUAAAAAAGAGGGUUAUAAUUGGAUCACUCCGGAGCUCAGGAAGACAAAUCUGCACCAAUACUACUCAAAUCGCGCCAUUUGUAACAUAAAAAUAGAAAACUAUGGUUCAGCGAUUUCCGACGCCAAUAUGGCUAUUGAACUAAGGCCUGAUUUUUUCAAGGCAUAUUAUCGUAGAGGCUGUGCAUACCUUUGUUUGUUGAAGUUUCAGGAUGCGGAAACAGAUUUUUUGAAGGUUCUUUCAUUAUGUAACGAUCCUACUGCUAGGAUGAAGUUGAAGGAGUGUAAGAAGAUAAUUCGUGAACAAAAGUUUUCUGAAGCUAUAACUAGAGAGUCACCUCCACCCUUGCAUGAAACCAUUAAUGUUGACUCUAUUCAAGUUGAUCAGGGCUAUACUGGUCCAGUGUUUUCCUUUAAGGAGCCCAUGAAUCAUCUUGAUAAGUCUUACCUUUUCCACAACACCUUGGAAUACAUCAAGGUCCCUGGAAACACUAUUCACAAGAAGUAUGUGUGUAUGAUUAUAUUGGAAGUGAUAAAAAUCAUAAGAGAGUAUGAAUCUGUUGUCGAUGUGAAUGUUUACCCAAGUGAUGAGUUAACUGUUUGCGGAGACAUUCAUGGACAGUUCUAUGACUUGCUGAACAUAUUCUCAAUUAAUGGCGAACCUAGUGAUGAAAACAGUUAUUUGUUUAACGGGGAUUUUGUCGAUAGGGGCUCAUUUUCUUUUGAGUGUGUUUUUACUCUGUUUCUUGCCAAGGUUUUAUUUCCCUCUUCUUUCCACAUUGUUAGAGGAAAUCACGAAACUGAAGCCCUUAACAAGUGUUACGGGUUCAAGGGAGAGAUAUUGAACAAGUAUGACGAGAAAGUAUACAGCCUUUUUUGUGAAUCCUUCCGAUACUUGCCACUAGGUUACUUAAUAAACAAAAAGGUUCUAAUUAUUCAUGGAGGACUGUUUGGAACUGAUAACGUCACCAUCGAAGACCUUAAAAAGAUCGACAGGUUCAAAGAACCUUCUGAUUCUGGAUUAAUGACAGAUAUGUUAUGGUCUGAUCCCAAACCUUCCAAUGGAUUAUCACCAUCCAAGAGGGGUGUAGGCUUCGAAUUUGGGCCUGACAUAUCUAACUCAUUCAUAUCCAAAAACAACCUUUCAUACAUUAUAAGGUCCCAUGAGGUAAAGCAGGAAGGUUACGAGGUUGAACAUGAGGGCAAAGUCAUCACCAUUUUCAGCGCUCCAAACUAUUGUGACCAGAUGGGAAACAAGGCGGCCUUCAUAAGGAUUAAAGGCGACACUCUUGAGCCUAAGUUUACACAGUUUGAGGCGGUUGAACACCCUCCGAUAAGGGCCAUGCAUUACGCAAAUCCCCUAUUCAGUGGAAUUUAUUAAUCGUACUUGAAAUUGAAGAUCAAAAAAUUUUUUUUCAAUUUGUUUCCUAACA